Messenger RNA from Gymnogyps californianus (California condor), 2493 nucleotides. RefSeq names its product ATP binding cassette subfamily G member 1 (gene ABCG1). The transcript has 16 exons. The coding region runs from base 1 to 2043 and encodes 680 amino acids. Gene Ontology annotation, cellular component: plasma membrane. Lineage: Eukaryota; Metazoa; Chordata; Aves; Accipitriformes; Cathartidae. Gene Ontology annotation, molecular function: ABC-type sterol transporter activity; ATP hydrolysis activity; ATP binding. The record is from RefSeq and is a predicted model, not a curated record. Gene Ontology annotation, biological process: cholesterol homeostasis; transmembrane transport.
AUGGCAUAUCUGAUGGCGGCUUUCUCCUUGGGCAGCGCUUUGAACGGCAGCAAUUCUGCUUGUACCAUGGCCGAGCCAAAGUCAGUGUGUGUUUCGGUGGAUGAAGUGGUCUCAAAUGGCACAGAUAACCAAGACGUUCGACUGAUGAAUGGACAUUUAAAAAAAGUGGACAAUGCUCUGACAGAAGCUCAUCGAUUCUCCUACCUACCCCGCAGACCAGCUGUGAAUAUUGAGUUUAAAGAGCUGUCAUACUCUAUCCAAGAAGGGCCUUGGUGGAGGAAGAAAGAAUUACUUCAAGGAGAAUUUGCCCCAGAGGAGCAAAUUGACAGUUAUAAGACCCUUUUGAAAGGCAUUUCAGGGAAGUUCAGCAGUGGAGAACUUGUUGCAAUUAUGGGUCCUUCAGGAGCUGGGAAGUCAACACUCAUGAACAUUCUGGCAGGAUACAGAGAGACGGGAAUGAAAGGAGAAAUUCUCAUCAAUGGUCAGCCUCGUGACCUGCGCUCUUUUCGCAAAGUCUCCUGCUACAUCAUGCAAGAUGACAUGCUCCUUCCUCAUCUCACUGUCCAGGAAGCUAUGAUGGUAUCUGCUCAUCUGAAACUUCAAGAGAAAGAUGAAGGCAGGAGAGAAAUGGUAAAGGAAAUAUUGACAGCCCUCGGAUUGCUGACAUGUGCCAAUACGAGGACUGGGAGUCUUUCUGGAGGCCAGAGAAAGCGUCUUGCCAUUGCUUUGGAGCUCGUGAACAAUCCUCCUGUCAUGUUUUUUGAUGAACCAACCAGUGGCUUGGAUAGUGCAUCAUGUUUUCAGGUUGUCUCUCUGAUGAAGGCUUUAGCCCAGGGUGGCAGGUCCAUCAUCUGCACGAUUCACCAGCCCAGUGCUAAACUGUUCGAGUUGUUUGAUCAGCUCUACGUUUUAAGUCAAGGUCAAUGCAUUUACCGUGGGAAGGUAUUAAACCUAGUCCCUUACUUGAGAGAUUUGGGUUUGAAUUGCCCAACCUACCACAAUCCAGCAGAUUUUGUUAUGGAAGUAGCAUCUGGUGAAUAUGGAGACCAGAAUGGCCGGCUGGUAAGGGCAGUACGGGAGAGGAUAUGUGACACAGACUACAAGAGAGACGUUGGUGGUGAGAAUGAGUUGAAUCCCUUCCUCUGGCACCGGCCUUCUGAAGAGGAUUCCUCCUCCACAGAAGGCUGCCACAGCUUCUCUGCCAGCUGCCUAACCCAGUUCUGUAUCCUCUUCAAAAGAACUUUUCUCACCAUCAUGAGGGAUUCGGUCCUGACACACUUGCGUAUCACCUCACACAUUGGCAUUGGGCUGCUCAUCGGCUUGCUCUACUUAGGCAUUGGCAAUGAAGCUAAGAAAGUCCUCAGCAACUCCGGCUUCCUCUUUUUUUCCAUGUUGUUUCUUAUGUUUGCUGCACUCAUGCCAACUGUCCUUACGUUUCCUCUUGAGAUGGGAGUAUUUCUUAGAGAGCAUCUGAACUACUGGUACAGCCUGAAAGCCUACUAUCUCGCCAAAACCAUGGCUGAUGUUCCUUUUCAGAUCAUGUUUCCUGUGGCUUACUGCAGCAUUGUGUACUGGAUGACUUCACAGCCAUCUGAUGCACUCCGAUUUGUCCUCUUCGCAGCCUUGGGAACCAUGACAUCCCUCGUGGCUCAGUCACUGGGUCUUCUCAUAGGUGCAGCCUCUACAUCCCUCCAGGUGGCCACUUUUGUGGGCCCGGUUACUGCCAUCCCAGUGCUUCUGUUCUCUGGGUUUUUUGUCAGCUUUGAUACCAUCCCAACGUACCUCCAGUGGAUGUCCUACAUUUCCUAUGUCAGAUACGGGUUCGAAGGAGUUAUUCUCUCCAUCUAUGGACUGGAUCGAGAAGAUCUGCAUUGUGACAAAGAUGACACUUGCCAUUUUCAAAAAUCAGAGGCCAUUCUUAGAGAACUGGAUGUAGAAAAUGCCAAACUUUACCUGGACUUCAUCGUUCUUGGAAUUUUCUUCUUCUCUCUGCGCCUAAUUGCCUAUUUUGUUCUCAGAUACAAAAUCCGAGCAGAGAGGUAAAGGAAAAACAGCUAAAACGAUGCAGUAGGAAGAUCUUUAGACAUGCAAUAGAGGGCACUUGACAUUGUCUCACUGUGGCAGGCCAGUCUCCAGUGCCCAGCUAGAUGCUGUUAUGACCUAGCCCAUAGGGAACCACAAUGGGAUAGUGGACAUAUAGUGUUAAGCCAAUCAGUCCAGUUGGUUGGGUCAUGUUUUCAUUACACUUUCUAGCUUUAACUAGGAAGAAGAAAUAGAAGGGAAUUUUACACCACAGAAUAUCAAUACCGAGGCAGUGUAACUGUAAUAAAAAACCUGGCUGCAGGAACUUUCCUUAUGAAAACCAAUUUCGUGAUAAGGUCACUAGGAUACUAGUCCUGGUAGCCAGAACAGUAUAAUGUCAUCUAUAGUUGACAAGGUAAUGAGAUGCAAAAUGGGGAAUGCAAAGAAAAUAGGAUUCUCUCAUCUUUUUAA